UCUGCCGACCAUGCGUCACUGUGGGCCGUGGUGCUGCGCGGUUUGAGGCCGAGCUGGCGGGACGUUGGUCGGAAGUUUGUGUUUGUCUCGUCGGGGGAACCGAGAGUCCGUGUCCUUCUUUGCACCCAAGAAUACCAGGUUAUCCGCUUCCGGGUCCGCCUUUAACAUUAUGGCUGGCAGAAGGGAACGGGAACGGGAACGGGAGCGGGAGCAGGAGAUGCUCCAGGACGACCGCAGCGAAGCGCCCAGCUUGGUACAGAUGAUGAAGUCGCUCAUACCUGUCCUUCCCUGUGCCACCGUGUCCACAGCCUUGCUCGGAUGGAUUUUAUUCUAUCUCACAUGCAGGUACAAGGUCCUGGACGAACAGACCUUUAUUCUUGGCAGUUUCCAUAGCCGCUUGCAAGUGUACAAAGUGCUGAGUUACAUGUUCAUCCAUAAAAGUAUGAGUGCACUCGUAUGUAACGUUGCCAUGCUGUGGUAUUUUGGCGGUGCCAUGGAGAGGGACAUUGGAACUGUAAAAUUUGCAUACCUCACACUCUUACUUGCAAUUCUUGCUGGAAUCAUCUAUCUUAUGAUUGGUUCAAUAAUUUUUGGACUGGACAACCUAAAAGGAAUUCAGGGAUUCACUGUGGUUGUUUUCUCCUUUGUGGGGUUGUCUGUAUCUCUGUCCCCUAUGAAAUCUGUGGUAUUUAUAACAACCAUCAAGGUGAUUUAUCUCCCAUUCAUUUUACUGGCCCUUUCACUUUUUAUACCGGAGUCAUCGAUCUUGGGUAACAUUUGUGGAAUCGGAGCAGGAGUUCUUUAUGCUUAUGGCCGGCCAUUUGUUCCAUAUCUGGACAUGACCGAGACAACUGCUGUUUCUAUGGAGAGAUAUUUUCCUUUCAAUAAUCUGAAGAAUUUACCAGGAAUCACAUUUUAUUCAGCCUUGUGGGAGGUGAGAAAUGUCGAAGUGACUGACAGGUGUAAACCUAAACCAGGGUCCUACCCCACUCAAACCUAUUACUUUCCUCCAUCCACUGGCCCUCAGUCCUGCCAUUAUUCAGGGAAUUUAAAUGACCCGAUUCAUUUGUAUGGAUAUGAGCGGCAACAGCGUCUUGGUUAUAAUCUCGAACAUAUUCCUGGAUUUGAAACUGAUGCUGGGCGUGCAUCUGGACAUGGACACAGUCAUGAUAUUACGCAUCCGUCUGGACAUGUAUUCAACCAUGAUCUCAGGCAGACAUUUGGACAUGGGAACAGCCAUAAUGUUGGACACUUAUCUGCACAGGGACUUGGCCAUGAACACGGGUUGGCGUCGGGACAUGGGCACUACCAUGAUGCAUCUGGUCAUGGACACAGUCAUGGUGUUGGUAUUUAUGGACAUGCCCGUGACCUUGGGUGUGGUCAUGAUCUUGGGCACAUAUCUGGACAAGGGUACAGCCACAAACUUGAACAUAAUCCUGAGCAGGGACAUACUUGUGACCGUAAACUUGAUUAUCAAUAUCCUGGAGAGGGGCAUUAUAAUUCCCCUGGGAUUGAUCAAGGUUUUAAGAGUCCUGCUCCAAAACAGUUUGAGGAUUCCUGUUCAGUGGUAAUGAACUAACUUUUGCCAAAGGAUUCUUUUUAAGAGGAUGCUGCGCACUCGAGUGGUGCUGGCCUAUUAUCAAAGGGAACGCCAUUCCUUGCCAAAUAUGCCAUUCUUUAAAGUUAAGAAUUGUAAGUUAUGAUGUCUUUUCAAUCUACUAAAGCAGCAUAAAAGUGGAUGUUCAUGGAAUAUGAAUCUAGUUGUGAGAGAUUUAAAUAUCAGCAACUAUACUAUAAAUUUGAAUAUAUUAGAAAUAAAAACGUUUUUUUGUGUAUUUUUGAUUUCCUGUUCAUUUGAAUAUUGUGCUACACUUUUAGAUUGGGGAAUUAUUUUCUGCUGGCAAAGUAUAAUCCAUUUUAGAUUUUUGCCUUAAAGCUGGCAACCUAUUCCUUUUACAAAUGCAACUGUGAUUACCAAGCUCUUUUUUCAUUCAAUGAAUGUGCCUUUUCAACAUUAGUGAUAACUAAGUUUUGUAAACGCAAAAUAUUGAAAAAUGCUGGCCAUUAGUCAGUCAUAAAGCAACACCAUACUCAAACUGGCCCUUUGACCCACCAAGUUGCCUAACUGAGCUAGUCCCACUUGUGCCUAGACCAUAUCUUUCCAAACCUUUCCUAUCUGUGUAUCUGUCUAAGUGCCUUUUAAAUGUUAUAGUUGUACCCACCUCUACCACUUCUUCUGGCAGCUCAUUCCAUAUAUGCAUCGCCCUCCUGUGUGGGAAACGAUUGCCUCUCUGGUCACUUUUAAAACUUUCCUUUAUCAUCUUAAAGCUAUGCUCUCUCUUUUUAAACUCCUCUACCCAGGUUAUUCGUCAGCAUAUGUUGAGAUUUUGGGAUUGCAAUGAUGGCAAAACUAUUUGCUGGUAUUCGUUUCUAUUUCACUACCACCAUUUCUCCACCGCCUAUUGUUUAACAAUUUUUUUGUCUGGAAUUCAAAACUGGAUAGUGAAUUACCACCACUAAAAGUUGAGAAUCCUGCCACAACAUCCAUCCUUCUCUCAGGUCAUUGAGACUAAACCAGACCUUGUGCCUUUUGGUGUGAUUUUUGGUUCAGAGAUACACUGUGAUGAUCUGUUUACUCAUAUACAAAGACUGCCCACUUCUGAAUCCAUGACCAUGUUCAAUUCACCCCCUGCCUCGGCUCUUCUGCUGUGGAAUCCUUCAAUGUAGACUUGUCUCUACCAAUGCUCUCCUGACCAGCGUUCUAUCUUAAACCAUACACUGGCUCAAAAAUUCCAAAGUCCCCCUUUCUACCUGCCACUAGGUCAUACUUUCCCAUCAGUCCUGUACAUCCUUACAUCUCUAUGGUCUCUUGGUCUGAUUAUGCUUCGCUUUUUAAAUUAAAAAAAACAAUGUUUUACCCCUUUCUCUUUUUGUGUGACAUUCAGUCCUUCAACUCUUGAGUUGACUCAAUGAAGCUUGAAAUUUUGGCCCUCAUCAUAUGCAGUUUUAUUCACAUCGUCAUUGGCUUUACAUGCUGAGGUGCUAAACGUUCUGCCUCCCUACCUCUCCUACUUUAAGACCAUUCUGAAAACCCACCUCUUCAUUUGAAUUUUUGAUGUGAUUUUGGGCUUGUAACAAUGACAAAUCCACAGCAUUACAUUGGGAAGUUGGUGGAACCUUUGGGUUUUCACCACAUGCGUAGUUUAAUGGUCUUUUUGUCAAUGAUGCAGCACAGUUGUGUAGCUUCCUAAUGAAGUCACUUGAAAUAAUGGGAACCUGUUACCUCUGCUGUAAAAUUAAACCUUUGACUUGAGGGGUAGUAAUUAAUAAGUCAUCUGGCCCCAGAAACAUCUUGUGCUGCUGUUUUGUCAUUUUCUUCACAUAACAA
Molecule: messenger RNA, 3388 nt
Organism: Leucoraja erinaceus (little skate)
Lineage: Eukaryota; Metazoa; Chordata; Chondrichthyes; Rajiformes; Rajidae
Gene: rhbdd2
Product: rhomboid domain containing 2
Exons: 4
Coding region: 170-1579 (469 amino acids)
Cellular component (GO): membrane
Molecular function (GO): serine-type endopeptidase activity
Source: RefSeq, a predicted model, not a curated record